CCCUCCCUCCGCUCGCCCUCCCCCAGCCCCUGCCUCCCCCCCUCCUCGCAGCAUCCGGGCCGGGGCUGCUCCCUUGGGCUGCGCGGUUGGCUGCGGUGCGGCGAGGGGGACGUGGGUCGUCCUCCCGGCUCUCCCGCUCCCCCCCCCCCCCCGUCAUUCUCCCGCUCCCCCCCCCGCUCCCACCCGUCCCCGUCGCCGGGCUCGCUGCCUCUUUGCGGUUUACUCUGCGGUUGGGUGGGGAGCGCGGUCUUGAGAGGGGCGGUUGGGAUGGGGGUGUCCGUUGGGCGGGGAGGAGAGCUGGCCACCGUGCGAAGUGAAGAGGAAGAGAGGCUUGGCGGUGAUGGAGAAGGAGGCACGCUUCUGGGACCUCCAGGACAAUUGCUCGGAUGCGAGAUCACAAUGCAGACAUCAGAGACUGGGUCGGAUACAGGUUCGACUGUGACUUUACAGACGUCUGUGGCUGGCCAGGCAGCAGUGCCCACACAGGUAGUACAGCAAGUACCAGUUCAGCAGCAGGUACAGCAAGUGCAGACUGUGCAACAGGUACAGCAUGUCUACCCAGCACAGGUUCAGUAUGUGGAGGGAAGUGACACAGUCUACACUAAUGGAGCUAUCCGAUCAACAACUUAUCCUUACACAGAAACCCAGAUGUACAGCCAAAACACUGGGGGAAAUUAUUUUGAUACUCAAGGAAGUUCUGCACAGGUGACAACAGUGGUCUCGUCUCAUAGCAUGGUGGGCACUGGAGGGAUUCAGAUGGGUGUCACAGGAGGACAACUCAUUAGCAGCUCAGGAGGGACCUAUCUGAUUGGCAAUUCAAUGGAAAAUUCUGGUCAUUCAGUGACUCAUACAACACGGGCCUCCCCAGCAACAAUUGAAAUGGCGAUUGAGACACUGCAAAAGUCUGAUGGUCUGUCCACUCACAGAAGCUCUCUUCUCAACAGCCAUCUUCAGUGGCUUUUAGACAACUAUGAAACUGCAGAAGGAGUGAGCCUUCCAAGAAGUACCCUUUACAACCAUUACUUACGACAUUGUCAGGAGCACAAGUUGGAUCCAGUCAAUGCUGCCUCCUUUGGAAAACUCAUACGGUCAAUCUUCAUGGGAUUACGGACCAGAAGACUUGGAACUAGGGGGAACUCCAAAUAUCAUUACUACGGGAUUCGUGUCAAGCCAGACUCUCCUCUUAAUCGACUACAAGAGGACAUGCAAUAUAUGGCUAUGAGACAACAGCCCAUGCAGCAGAAACAGAGGUAUAAGCCUAUGCAGAAAGUGGAUGGAGUUGCAGAUGGCUUCACAGGAAGUGGUCAACAGACAGGCACAUCUGUUGAACAAACUGUAAUUGCCCAAAGUCAACAUCAUCAACAGUUUUUAGAUGCAUCUCGAGUACUUCCAGAGUUUGGAGAAGUUGAAAUAUCUUCUCUACCUGAUGGUACUACCUUUGAGGACAUCAAAUCACUGCAGAGUCUUUAUCGAGAGCACUGUGAGGCAAUACUGGAUGUGGUAGUGAAUCUUCAGUUCAGCCUGAUAGAAAAAUUGUGGCAAACUUUCUGGCGCUAUUCACCUUCUGCUCCACCUGAUGGCACUAAUAUUACUGAACCAAGCAAUCUGAGUGAAAUAGAAAGUCGACUUCCAAAAGCAAAGCUGAUUACUCUGUGCAAGAACGAGUCUAUUCUGAAAUGGAUGUGUAACUGUGACCAUGUGAUGUACCAGGCUUUGGUGGAGAUUCUCAUUCCUGAUGUCCUUAGACCUAUUCCUAGUGCCUUGACCCAAGCCAUUCGCAAUUUUGCAAAAAGCCUUGAAGGUUGGCUUUCAAAUGCCAUGAACAAUAUUCCACAGAGGAUGAUACAAACCAAGGUUGCCGCUGUAAGUGCCUUUGCCCAGACUCUGCGAAGAUACACAUCUCUUAAUCACCUGGCUCAAGCAGCUCGUGCUGUGCUUCAAAAUACUUCUCAAAUCAACCAGAUGCUCAAUGAUCUUAACCGUGUUGAUUUUGCCAAUGUUCAGGAGCAGGCUUCCUGGGUGUGCCAGUGUGAUGACAACAUGGUUCAGAGACUAGAAACAGAUUUCAAGAUGACUCUUCAACAGCAGAGCACUCUGGAGCAGUGGGCUGCCUGGCUUGAUAAUGUAAUGAUGCAAGCGUUGAAACCAUAUGAAGGAAGACCCAGCUUUCCUAAAGCAGCACGGCAAUUUCUUUUAAAAUGGUCUUUCUACAGCUCAAUGGUGAUUCGAGAUUUAACCUUGCGCAGUGCUGCUAGCUUUGGCUCUUUUCAUCUGAUCCGGUUGCUUUACGAUGAAUACAUGUUUUACUUAGUAGAACAUCGUGUUGCUCAGGCAACAGGAGAGACACCUAUUGCAGUUAUGGGAGAGUUUGGCGAUUUAAAUGCUGUGUCCCCUGGAAAUAUGGAUAAAGAUGAGGGCAGCGAAGUAGAAAGUGAAAUAGAUGAAGAGCUGGAUGAAAAUGGAGAGCCACAAGCCAAGAGGGAGAAAACAGAGCUAAACCAGGCAUUCCAGGUUGGCUGCAUGCAGCCAGUGCUUGAGAGUGGAGUACAGCAGAACCUCCUGAACCCAAUUCAUAAUGAGCACAUUGUUUCAACUACUCAGACUAUCCGACAAUGCAGUGCUACUGGAAAUACAUAUACUGCGGUCUAAUAUGAAACCUUGCCCACUGACACACACCCCAUUACAUUAGCCCUUUGGGUUUAAUCUGAAAAAAAAAUAAAGAGAAUAAGUCUGAAGGUCGACUGUUGUCAAAUUUUAGCUGUGCUGAACAUUAUUUUAUUGGAGUUGUUAAAUGGAAUGGGUGUAUGUAUUUUGCCAGAUCUGUUUAAAUAAAAAAAGAGAUUUUUUGUAAACAGAAUCGUUUUACAUUGGCCGCUCAGUAUGAAGAGUUUUCUUAGUAUCAAAUGCAAGGAAGAUUUUUGCAAAGCUUAAUGUUAAUGUUUUUGUCGUCUUAUAAUAAUUUAAAUUUUUUCAUAGUUUUUUAAAAAUAUUUUAAUGUUAAUUAUUAGUUACGAUGAUUAUUUCAUAUAGGUAAGUUUUUAAUUAGAUGCACUUCUGUGAAAUAUCAAAAGAACUAUUUUCUUUGAUUUACACUGGAGGCAUACUUAUUUGACAGCAGAUGUAUCAAAUUUGUUAUAAAAGGUGCUUUUCAUUGGACAACAAGAAGACACUAUUUUGAUAAAAUUGUGAGCAUUCAGGGGGAAUUUUUGUAAUAAUGCUGGAGGGUUGGGAAGAUCUCGUAGUUUCUGUGAGCAAGAAGCAAGUUUAAAUGACAGAAUUUUAACAGAAUGUGGUAAUAUGUACGUCAUAAACGUACCUAAUUAUCUGACCAUCAUGUAAACAAUGCAAGCUUCCUUUAAAAUCAACAGUUCCAGAUAUUAUUUGCAUACCAGUUCCUCUGUUUUGAAGACUACUGAUUCUAUAUGUGGGGCCACUCAACAGGUGGUUUUGGCUGUUGAGUGGUACUGUAGUUAUUAGAAACUGAAGCUAAAAAAGAAGUGACUUUAUUAUUAUUAUUAUUAUUAUUAUUAUUAUUAUUAUUAUUAUUAUUAUUAUUAUUAUUAUUAUUAAUUUUAAGUGUACGUGCUACUUAUGCUGAACUGGACAUACAGGAAAACAUUCCAUUUGGAUGACUUUCUUCUAUUCCAGGUCUUUUCCUACUAGUGGUUCAAUCUGCUGCUCUUAGAAAAGAUGAUUUAUAGAAUGCAAGGAAUGUAGCAACCUGCAUCAUUUUCCUUUCAAAAAUAUUUCCUUGUUGUUAAAGUGGAUUUAAAUUUUUACAAAAAUUAGAUAAGGCAGUGUAACUGGCACACCUCACUUGUACUUAUUCCCAAUUGUGUAGAAUUUGAAUAGGUGGCUAGAUGGACCAUUGCCAUUUAAGAAUGUACAUCAGGGAUCAUUGUACCUCGGCUAUUACAUGGUGCCUUAAACAGAACUGAAGCUAAGACUUAGUACUUUUUGUUAUUCUUAACUCUUAAAUUAAUUCAACAAGGUGUGCCUGUCAUUUUCAAAUUCCCUAAGAAGUAAGGACAGGUUACAUAGCCUUCAAAAGAAUAAAAGGAUUUUUUUAUUAUUAAAUGAUUUUAAUAUCCCUCUUAGAAUGACAAUAAACCUAUUUUUUCUGAUUUCUAGCUGGAUUUCACUUUAUUACAAAUAAAAUUUGCUUGGGAAUUUGGAAAGCAAAACUAGCUUUAAUACCAACUUCAAAUGUCAAAAUAGAUUGACCAUAGUCCCAAGCAUGAUUAUAUAUUUUCUAAAACCUUGCCUACUUUUAAUUUUAAAAAUUAAAAAGAAAUAAAUGAGCAGGUACAUAAUGCAGUGCAUGUUUUCAAUUUCUAUAUUUUGUGGGGUAUCAGCCAGAUAUUACAUUUUAAUCAUUAAAUAGUGACAGUUUAUAGAGAACAUAUUAAUUGACAUUAAACAACUCAAAUUUUUCUUCUUAAACAUUUCAUUAUGCAGACACAUGAAUUUGCUACACUAAAAUUGUGGAAAUAAAUAAGCCAAAAAGUGAAGGAGAGCACAAAAAUAUCAACCUUACAGAAAAGACUGUGUAAGAAAAUUAGGGAUUAUUUUAUUUUGGUUUAUAUAGUGUGUCUGAAAAUGACUUUAAAGUCAUAUAUACCAAAUGGGAGAAGAGCAUGUAAAAUGAACAGCGUAUUUAUAGCAAAGAAGUUUGUUGCUAGAGUUUACAUACGCUCCAAAUACAGCUGCACAUCAACUAAAAUGUCCUAACAUUAUUGGUGUACAAAAUUAAAUUCUAAUUCCUUUGCAGAAUUGGGAGGUGAACCCAUCCGGCUCAUUCUAUGUAGUCAUAAUUCCUACUAAUGUCAGUAGAUGGCUUUUGCCUCAGUAAAAAGUGGAAGUGAGGUUUAUAUUCAUUAUUUCUACACUCAUAAAUGCACUGAAUCUCAUUAUAGAUUUUGUUCUCACAUAUAUCGCUCAGUGUGUCCUGAUUUUCCCUUGGAAAUCAGGACAUCUGUACCCUUCACCAAAAAUGCUAAAACUAAGCUGUGAUAAAUAUUUACUCCCCUUCAUUGUGCAUUAUAAGAUGUUUACAAGUAAAAUAAAGCGAAAUAAUUCAACUUUUUUUUCAUUUUCAGCUUUUUUUAAUACUGUAAUACUUGUUUCAAUUUUUGUGUUGAUGGACCUAUAAUGUUUUCUUAUUAUUGUCUUUUCUUGGUUUAAUGUUGGAUUUGUUGUUGCUGAGAAAAGAGUAUGAUUGUAAUAGGUAAAUCUAGAUUGCUAAAAAAGGUGGGACCUGAGUAUCUUUCAUUAUUUAGCUCCCCCCUCCACUCAGUUGUUCAGUGUUCACAAAGUGCAAAACAAAACUGAACAAAAAUCUGAAUACAAAAAUGGAAUGUAUUUCAUAGCUUCUAAAAACAAUGAGUUAUCAAAACAAAUUGGAACUAUCCCAGGUUCAGAAAACUGAAUGGAGUCUGUAUUCCUAUGCUUAAAUUCUAAAGAUUUUACCAGAGUUUUUUAGAACUAUGUUACUGUAAGCUGCGUUGUAUACUUACAGAUUUAGGGGGUCUUCUGUUUUAUUUUUACAUUUACUAAAAUUUUAAUCAAACACUUAGAUAAAACAUUUUGCACACUCUUGCUAUUUAAUAGUUGGGGUUUAGUAAUCAUUAAACUACAGAGAUACGAAUACCUCAGUCCAUAUUCUGUAAUGUGUAGCAUGCGGUUGCAUUGCCAUACCAGCUCUGAAGUCUAUUGUUAGUGCUCUGGAGAGGUGUAGCAUGUAUCCACAGGGUAGACAUUAUGAGAGUUGACAUGGUUUAUGUGUUUUAUCUAAUCUUGACAUGGAAUCCAAAAUAAUUAUUUUAGAGGCAUUUCCCUCAUUAGCACAAAUGGCACAGUGAACAGUGUCGGGGAAUGGGUAUUGUUGAACUACCUUUUCAAAAUACAGGGCCCAAUUUUCAAAAGUUUUAUAUUUAUUAAAAUUUGUUGGUACAUUUUCAUCUUUCUCAUGCUAAAUCAGUUUUAAAGCUUUUUUUGUUUGUUUUCAAUUAUCAUUUCUGUGUUUUCCUCUUGUACUGCUCAUGCUCUAGGCACCAUCUUUUAAAAAAAGUUCCAUAAAAAUUUGGAAAACAGAUUUUAAAUUAUUUACCUAUAAAAUGAUGAUAUACAGCAUUACUGCCUUUAGUUCAAAAAUAAGAAAACAGAUAAUGUUCUGUCAUUCAGGAAUGUAUAGGUCUAUAUAAAAAUAUAAUUUAAAGUGAGGUAUUUUUAAAUACCAGGAACACUUCUUUUGUUCACCUUGUUUUCUGUAGGACAAAUGAUCUGCUAUCUUUGUCAUUCUCACUAACUGACAUCUGCACCGUUUAGAAAAAAUUUUAUAUUAGCAAUGCACUGCUAUCCAAUUUAAUGCAGAAUGUUUUUACAAAAUGAAAACAACCAUUGAUAGCCAUAAAAGUGCUGAUGAAAAAUAGAUUUAUUAGUAAUAUAACUAUACAACAAUAAUUUUUUAGUUUAAAACAUUCAUUUGAGAGAGCAGUAUGAAUUUCUGAAAAUUGGGCCCUUGUCUCUAACAGGACAUCCUCUUUGUAUAUGGUUUAAAACAAAUCAAUAAAUGGAAUUAUAGUAUCUCUGCUAAUUUGUUUGGUGAUUUGAGACAAACAAAUAAUAAAAACUGGAAUAGAAGCAUAAACACAGUGCUUAGUUCUAGUAUUAGAAAAUUAAUUUGAUAUAAUGCCUUGCAUUAACCCUUUGAGCAUUGUAAGUGACAUGAUGGGAACAAAGCUUUUUAGAUAAUUUAAUUAGUCCAUUGAGCAUAUACUUUGAAAUAGCUGAUAGUGUUGUAGAAUUUUUUAAAAUUAUGUUUAAAGUAAAUACUUGCAUACUAUACAGGAAUGGUUUUGUUAUAGGAGGCUCAAUAGGUGUAGGCAAAAUAUGCACUGCCAUUGACAUAUACUGUCUAAUAGAAAACAGUAUUUCAGCUCCCUUGUUUUCAUAAUUGCAUAAAUAUAUAAAGAAAAUCAAACAUGUUUCUACAUAUAUGAAGUUGUCUACUUUAAGAUGCCUUUAGAAGAUAAAGAUUUAGAAAAUGUAUUCAGACUAUUUUGAAAAUCUCCUGAGGUAGGUUAGUAUUGGAAUACUCUGGUACUGUAAAAGAGAAUCUUUAAGAUUAAAAGAAGGCUUAAUGAAGAAGAAUAAAUUUUGCAGAAUAUUUGAUAUGUUUGCAUUGAAAUUUUUGGCAGUGUUUUUGAUAAACAAGAACAAAAAGUGCACACUUAUGUUGAUACUCCUUUUAAAACUCAGUCACUGCAAUAAUGACUAGCUAAAAGAUGAAGUUAUUUUAUACAUCUUCAUCUACAGGGCUACAGUUUGGGUGGCCCUUAUUGAAUGUCAGAAUUUUAAAAGCAACCUAGAAAUUGCACAAGCCUUUUGCCAUUUAAAGAGCCCCUUUGUUCUUAUGAAUACUGCUUACAAAAGCGAGGGAGCAAGUGUAGUAGCAAGUAGAGAUUCUUUGAACUUACAGAUAGAAAUGCCACCCUACUAAGUGAGAGUACAAUACAUUUUCUUCUGGUUUCUUGCAAUAUCAAUCAGUCAGCAAACGCUAAGUGCAGCUGUACUUAUUUAAGUCUAGCUGAGGGCAAAAAAAAGGGUCUUAUUUUAAGUUAUUUAAUGGAAUUAUGUCACUAGUAUAGUGCAAGUAAGUUGUAAACAUUUUUAGUCAGUUAAUGCAAAUUCAUGCAUAAUUAACAUAAAUGCAAUACUCAAAGGGUUUUAAUUUAACAACUUUUUUUAUUCAUAAUUUACUGUAAAUGCUUCUGAGUUUGCAUGCCUUGAUCAUUGCUGCUAGUGAUUUUAUGUGCCAGUAGACCUGAGUUUGAUUUACCAGUUUAACUAAGAAAUAGUAAAAGCCACUUACAAAGUGACUGCCUAGUGUUUUUUGAAGUAAAAUAUGCCUUAGUUUGAAAGUGAUCAUUUUAACUCUUGUUUUAUUCUGAUUUUUUUUUCUUUUCCUGUUGAAAAAUUAAAUUAGCAUUUUGAGAUUGGAAGCCCUGAGUAGUUAAUUAUUUGGUAAGAACUGUUCUUAUAAAUUGCUCAUUAAGGCUAAAAUUCACUGUACAAAAGAAGGCCCGGAACAAGCCUAUGAGCAUCAAAUGAGCCUCACUUAAAUCUAAAUCAGGAAAAUGUUCUUUAUAUGUUCUCAAGCACUUUCUUGAUUAUGGUGCAAACAUGUUACAGGAGUUUUCAGUUCUGGAUGAAUUUUACUCUUAAAUAAUAAAUGUCUCUGUGAGAGGAAUUUAGGCUUCGGAGGAGCAACCUCGCAUGGAGUGGUAUUUACCAGGAACUCAGUUCAAUUGUUUUUGACUCACUGAUACCAGCAAGAGAUUUUUACACAAAGAAUACUUAAAUGGUUCCCCAAAUAAAGUUUCCUUCAAUACAAUAUUAAAGUGAUUGCCUUGUGUUUAAACAUGAAAUAUCCAUCUUAAAGUAACCCAAUUAAGCAAUUUAAAAUAUGCUAGGAAAAUAUCACUUUGUACCAAAGCAAGUUGCCCAUUUCCACUCAUCUUCACUGAAAAUUUGGAUUUACAGUUAAUAAUCAAUGAGGCUGUUAAACUUUGAGUGCCUUUCAAAAACUUAGAAAAUUGUGCCUGAGGUGGUAAACUUUAAUUAGGUUAAUUCUAGAGCUAUCAAUCAGUAAUUUUGUCAUCACUCAGGGCUUUCUUACCUUCUAGGAAACUUCUUUUGUUGCAUUUAUUUUAUACUGUAUUUUUUUUAAGUGCCAUCAUUUAAAUUUCACUUAGUAAGUGGCAGAUUACAUUAUUCAGUCCCACAGCACAGAAACAUCGUAACACUAGGACAUAUUCAAACUUUUAUUUUCCAGUUGACUGAAUAUAUUAUGUAAAUGAGGUAAGCAACUUUUUGUAGAUUGUAUGUGUGAGAUAAUGUAAUGUUCUUUUCCAGUUUUUGGACUACAGUUGAAUAUACUUUUUAAUUAUUUAAAGAAGACAUCUUUACAGAAUAACGUGAUGGUUUUUUUGUAUAAUGUAUUUGAUUUUGUAAAUAAGUAUUUCCUGAUGUGAUUUUUGUGAGAAAUGCUAAAUCUUUUAGUAUAUCAUGUCCUCUCAAAACUGGCAGGAGCUAAAUAAUAGUUUGUGGGCAAUUUGUAUUGUGUACUGUACAAUAACUGGGGAACUUUUAUAAUUAUAAAAAUAUAUAUUAACUUUUAGUGUGUUGUUUAAAAAAAUGACUGGAACAUACUAAAGACAGUAGGAUUUUUCUGAAUAUUUCAGACUUGAACUCAGGCUAGCUUUCUUGUGUUUUUCAAAACAAAAUUGUGUCUUGUCUUUUAAAAUCAAUAAAUUUGUUUUCUUGUUACAAA
Aquila chrysaetos chrysaetos is the source of this 9334-nucleotide messenger RNA. RefSeq names its product regulatory factor X3 (gene RFX3). Gene Ontology annotation, molecular function: DNA-binding transcription factor activity, RNA polymerase II-specific; RNA polymerase II cis-regulatory region sequence-specific DNA binding. NCBI's taxonomy places the organism in Eukaryota, Metazoa, Chordata, Aves, Accipitriformes, Accipitridae. The coding region runs from base 268 to 2649 and encodes 793 amino acids. The record is from RefSeq and is a predicted model, not a curated record. Gene Ontology annotation, biological process: regulation of transcription by RNA polymerase II. The transcript has 17 exons. Gene Ontology annotation, cellular component: nucleus.